ACUUUUGAAAGCCGGGGACCCAACGACCAGCCCGUGAGUCCGGUGCCACUGAAGCUGUUGGGCGACGACUUCCAAGGGUGGAAUUCCUGGCUUGCUGGACGGUCUCGUCCUUCCACUUCUCUCCCCCAAAGCCUUUCUCUAAUAUUGUGUCACCCGGCUGCGCAGCUCGAGCAUAAAGUGAUUGUUAUGAUGGAAGAAGCCAGUAAUUUCAAGACACCAAACAAAAUUUUGGGAAAAAAGAAAUCUGAGUCCACAACCCUGCUCUGCCCAUUGUCACCAUUAAGUUUAACUCCAUGUAUAAAUAUUCCUGCCUCUCCAUUUAUGCAAAAACUUGGCUUUGGUACUGGUGUAAGUGUCUACCUUAUGAAAAGAUCUCCAAAAGGUUUGUCUCAUUCUCCUUGGGCUGUGAAAAAAAUUAAUUCUAAGUGUACUGGUGAUCACCAAAGUUUAUAUCAAAAGAGAUUAACUGAUGAAGCAAAGAUUUUGAAACACCUUCAUCAUCCAAACAUUGUAGGUUAUCGUGCCUUCACUGAAGCUAAUGAUGGUAGUUUAUGUCUUGCAAUGGAAUAUGGAGGUGAAAAGUCUCUAAAUGACUUAAUAGAAGAACGAUUUAAUGACAGCCAAACUCCUUUCCCAGCACCCAUAAUUUUGAAAGUUGCUCUGCACAUGGCAAGAGGGUUAAAGUAUCUGCACCAAGAGAAGAAACUGCUUCAUGGAGACAUAAAAUCUUCAAAUGUUGUAAUUAAAGGUGAUUUUGAAACUAUUAAGAUCUGUGAUGUGGGGGUCUCCCUACGAUUAGAUGAAAACAUGACUGUGACUGACCCUGAGGCCUAUUAUAUCGGCACCGAGCCUUGGAAACCCAAGGAAGCUUUGGAAGAGAAUGGAGUUAUUACUGAUAAGGCAGACAUAUUUGCCUUUGGUCUGACUCUGUGGGAAAUGAUGACUUUAUCUGUCCCACAUGUUAAUCUUCCAGACGAUGAUGGUGAUGAAGAUAAAACUUUUGAUGAAAGUGACUUUGAUGAUGAAGCAUACUAUGCAGCUCUGGGAACCAGGCCACCUAUCAAUAUGGAAGAACUGGGUGAUUCAUACCAGAAAGUUAUUGAACUCUUCUCUGUAUGCACAAAUGAAGAUCCUAAAGAUCGUCCUUCGGCUGCACACAUUGUUGAAGCUUUGGAAGUAGAUGUCCUGUGAUGACUUUAGUAUGCAUAACCUCAGUUUCAUGUAUCUGUUGACUGUAACAGACUUACUAUAAACUUAGUAUAGCUAUUAGAUUUUGGGGACAUAGCCUGUUUUUAAGACUUUAGCACUUUGUUAACAUUUUAACAGCUGUUUUUGAUAUAAAGAAAUUUCUUGUACGGUUAUUAGCAUAUGCAGUUGUAAGGAGUUUCCUGUAGUCUGUUAUUCUAGUAUUUCAUACAAAGACCACUAGCAAUAAAAAUGCUGUUAAACUCUUGAGAUUAAUUAGGACUAUUACUUGUAUUGAUGCCAUUUUCAAAUAUUCUUGAUUUUUAAUGAAUUUGGCACUUUGCAGUACAAAAUAAAUCAAAACUUAUUUAUCUGUCACUACUUCUUCUAGCGUUUGCCCUUCUUCCGUAGCCAGUCAACAGCGUCAGGUUGAGCCUGAUGUAAAGUUUCGAGACCUCCUUUGAAUCUGGAAUCUGUCACUAAAACCUUUUGGCAAUGUUUAGUAAAUUUGGUCUCUGGAAGAAGGUAUGGUUCAAAAGACUCCUCCAGGAUUUCUAAAUGCUUUUGGUUACAGCUUUUCUUGUUCCUCUUAGAUCUGUCAUUGGCUUUUGUUUAUUAAAGCAUUUUCUUUACUGUGUUUAUUUGAAAGUUUUUAAAUGUACUAGCCUGUAUCCUAUGCCUUUCAGAGUUUUGAUGUAAAAAUAGUGUGACAUAGGACAAUAAAGAGUAUUACUUUGUACUCA
Molecule: messenger RNA, 1928 nt
Organism: Erinaceus europaeus (western European hedgehog)
Lineage: Eukaryota; Metazoa; Chordata; Mammalia; Eulipotyphla; Erinaceidae
Gene: PBK
Product: PDZ binding kinase
Exons: 9
Coding region: 187-1191 (334 amino acids)
Biological process (GO): protein phosphorylation
Molecular function (GO): ATP binding; protein serine/threonine kinase activity
Source: RefSeq, a predicted model, not a curated record